AGGUGUGAAAGGAAGGGGGUCCCUCCCUCAUAUCAUUGAUGAAUGAUCCAAAAAGGACACUCUCAACCACCCCAGCCCAUACACUGCGUCCCAACCAUCAUUUUGGAGGAGAGAAGCUCUGCAAAAACUCCAUUUUCAUCCAUCAUACACGCACCAAGAACAAAGGAGGAAGAAGGAGGGGAAAAGAGAAGAGAAAAGUUGGUUUUGGAGAGGAAAACUUGUGUUUAACAAGGUAUUCAAGGAACUUCACGGAGUUGAAAAGGUCGCCGGAGUUGUCGCCGGAGUUCGUUGAAGUUCGCCGGAGUUUCGCCGGAGCUAAAUCGGGAAGGCUAGAACUUCAUAAGCUUCAUUAAGGUGUGAAGACGGCUUUAUGCGUUAUAACUUUUGCGUGAGGCAUGAGAUUACCUAAAGUAAUCAAGGAUAUGUUUUGUGGAAUGAUUAAAGAUAAUCAUGUAUUUGCUUAUGCCAUGAUUUUGCAUAAAACAUAGUUGAAAAGCAUGUUAUGUAGGUUUGGUGAUUAAAAAUGUGAUAACAUAUUUUGUGUGAUGAUCCAGAGAUCCAAAAUGGUAGUUUUGGAUCAAGGACAUCAAGA
Cuscuta europaea is the source of this 592-nucleotide messenger RNA. NCBI's taxonomy places the organism in Eukaryota, Viridiplantae, Streptophyta, Magnoliopsida, Solanales, Convolvulaceae. The record is from the annotation of a GenBank genome assembly.